Molecule: messenger RNA, 1860 nt
Organism: Stylonychia lemnae
Lineage: Eukaryota; Ciliophora; Spirotrichea; Sporadotrichida; Oxytrichidae
Source: the annotation of a GenBank genome assembly
AUGCUCCACAUUAAUUUGAUUAGUAAGUACAAGAACAAUAUAAAUUAUUUUGGUCAUUAAAACUUUGGUAGGAAAAAUAUUUUCCAAGCUGAAAAUGUAAUAGAAGUCUUUAUCUCUGAGGUAGAGGAAAAAGAUGAAGAACAGAAUAAAAGCAGCUUUGAUACAAAUUUGGAGUAAACAAUAAAUGAGUUAGAAUAUAAUUCUCACAAACUUUCAGAUGAUGAAAUCCUACAAUAGUAAUCAAAGUAUCCACAAAUAAUAGCUAUUAAUCAAAGUGAGGAUAAAAUUAACAAACUUCAAGAAUUCAUCUAUACUUUUGAAAAUAUAACCUUAAAAAUUGUAAUGAGUGAGUCUAAUGAAUAGCUUCCCUGCGAUAGCUUGAUAACAUUCAAAUAGUCCGAAGCUUUUGAUAUAAUUGAAUAACUCUAAUUGACAUUUGAAAACGUAGUUCAAGAUUGUCUAUCUCACGGAAACAAAGAAGGAUUUAAAAUAGUAAAGAUCGAUUUACUAAGCUUUUUAGAUAACUGUCCAGAUUGUGGAGUAUAAGACAAGUUAUCUGAAAAUAUGAUUUUUGUAUUAUAGCCCUUAAUGAAUGUCAUUGAUUAGUAUUAAAAGACAAUUAAUUUAAAGUCUAAUGAAAAAAAUAGUUAGGCUGUAAACACCAUAAUUAUACCUUUUAAAAUCGAAAAUGCUAAUUGUUUAUCGAUACUAAAUAACUAUUUAUCAAAUUAACACUUGAAUUACAAUAAUAGUUAGCUUAAUACAAGCUAAACUGGAUAGUAAGAGAUAUUGAAAUAAAUCAUUCAUGAUAUUAAAUAAAUUUCAAUCAACCCAAUUGAUGAGUAGUAACUAAAGGCAUAAUUUAAUUCAUAUCAAGAGAAGAAAUAACCUAAAGAAAAAUUUGAUUACAAUAAGAUUGAUCUUACCUUAAAUCCUCCAACUGAAAAUGAUUAUUCGCAAGACAUAGCUGAACAACAAUAGAUCAAAUGUGAAAUUUGCAAAAUCUAAAUUUACUUUGAAGAGUACGACGAUCAUAUUUUUUGCCAUGUAUUAGAGGAAGAAGAAAAGGGUCAAUUUUUAGUUGAAACUGAAACUGGAGAGCAAGCCUAAAAUUCUAAGUUUACUUAAAUUAGUAAAUUUAGUAAUCGCUAAUAUUAAGAUGAAGAAGAAAAAUUACCCAGUAAUUAAGAUCAAAUUUCAAAUCUAGUAGAUAUAGAAAAUUAAUAGAAUUUUUUUCAGAAAUUGAUAUCUAAGGGAAAAAACAUAUCAGUCCAGGCUUUUUCAUUUUUAUAAAAUAAUGCAGUAAAAUACCUUUCGCCACUAAUUGGUUUAAUAUACAAGAAAUUUAAAGAAAACCCAGAAUAAAUAGUUAUUGAAAUUUUUAACUCCAUAGCCAAUUCUCCUCCUGUUUAGAAGUAUUUGAAUGAUAUUUGUAACCCUCAAACUAAUUCAACAGGUGAUAAUUAAAAUAAGCCCAAUAGAUAUUUAAAUCCUACAAUAAUAAAAAGCUUGGUAAAUGUGAAAUAAGUUGAUAAAAAUACCUCAUUGUGGUUCUAAAGUGGAGUCUAUAUCUAUUAAGUUGCUAAAGUUCUCAUUAAAAGCUUAAAAGAUAUUAAGCCUAGUAUGCCUUAAAAUCAUAUCAAUCAACUUAUGGAAUGUGAAAAAAAACCAGUCCAAUUAGAAGAGAAAAAAGUUGGGGAAAUCAACAAAAAUUUCUUGUCCUGUUCUCUGUGUGAGAAAAAACUUGAAAGUUUGUAAGGAACCGUCGAACUUAAAUGUCGACAUAUUUAUCAUGACUAUUGCAUUUCUGCUCAUUAAAAGAGAUCCAAAGAUUGCAUUCAAUGUGGGCAAGCAGUUUGA